AAUAUGGCGGCCACCAUGGAUACAUCAGCCGGCAUGAAAAACAUGCUGCGGUUUAUGAAACUUAUUGGACAACUCAAAAGAGUUCCACGGACUGGCUGGGUGUACAGGAAGGUGAAGAACCCAGAGAGUGUUUCAGACCACAUGUACCGCAUGGCCAUGAUGUCUCUGACCAUCACCGAUCCCUCAGUAAAUAAAGACAGGUGCAUAAAGCUGGCUCUCGUCCACGAUAUGGCAGAGUGCAUUGUGGGAGACAUCGCUCCGUCAGAUAAUGUCAGUAAAGAAGAGAAACACAGGAGAGAGAAGGAAGCAAUGGAGCAUCUGACAAGACUUCUACCAGAAGGCCUCAAACAAGAAAUAUAUGCUCUGUGGGAGGAAUACGAACAUCAAAGCAGUCCAGAAGCCAGGCUGGUGAAACAGUUCGACCUGCUGGAGAUGAUCCUGCAGGCUCACGAGUACGAAGAGCUGGAAGGAACUCCUGGAAGACUGCAGGAGUUCUUUGACUCCACCAAAGGUCGUUUUCAGCACAGGGACGUGCUGCAGUUGGUCGACUGUUUAAACGAACAAAGAGGAAGUGACGCAGUGAAUGCCGACAGCUUCGGGAAGCAAGAGGAAUCGCAGACCGACGCUUCAGGAUCUGAAUGCUGUCGGAUGGACCUGAAACCCAACAUAUCAGACACAGCUUAGGUGUGCUCUUGCUAUGUUGUCGUUAUUUAAUAAAACACAGAAACGGUUUUGUUACCUGUUGUUGACGCUACAGUUUCGGCGACGGCUGCCGGCUUCUUCAGGCUGACGCUGAUGGUGGCGCGUCACUUCCUUCUCCGUUUCAACAAAAAUACAAAAGAUGGAUCAAGGAAGCAAUCGAGAUAAGGAGACGUGGAUGUGGGACCGUGAACAGGGACGAUGGAGUUUACACGCUGGACCGACCGCGCAUGGGACUGCAUCGUCGGAGAGGGGAGAGCGGGCAGUAGAGGGCGACAGCGUCCUCUGCUGCCCGCAGAUAAAUGGAGAAGGAAGUGACGCGCCACCAUCAGCGUCAGCCUGAAGAAGCCGGCAGCCGUCGGCGAAACGUAGCGUCAACAACAGGUAACAAAACCGUUUCUGUGUUUUAUAAAAGAACAACAACAUGGAAUAUCAGACACAGCCUCCUGCAGAGCUUAAUGUUAGAUUUGAUAUUCUCUGUGAUGAUUUUGUGUUUCUACAAAACAAAACACUCCCCCACCUCCGGUUUUUCUACAUCAAGCUUUAUUGCACAUUUCAGAUGCAUUUGUGUUUGUGAUUUACAUUUAUUACCUGGUAGGUUCCACAUCAGAGUUCAUUAUAACAAAAGGGGAAACUGUAAAACGUUGCAUUUAUUUCCUUCUAAGACGAGUGAAUUUCCCAUCAAACUGCAGAACAAAACAAACCUUUUUAGUUACAGAAGUUUUAAGUUUUCUUGUGUAAAAUUUCAUUGCAUAUUUUCUCAGAUUUCCAGCAGGCUCACACAGUCGAUGUUUGUGCUUGAACAGUUAUUUAUGCGUCGGUUUUAAUGUUUAUGAAAGUGGCAGAAAAGCAAACUUUGUAGAAGAAUAAAAAAAAAAGACUUUAAUAUUCUUCUGUAAAUGAGAUAAAAUUUGUAUUUUCCAAAAACGGAA
This is a messenger RNA of Nothobranchius furzeri (turquoise killifish), 1631 nucleotides long. It is a transcript of the gene hddc2, whose product is annotated as HD domain containing 2. Gene Ontology annotation, molecular function: 5'-deoxynucleotidase activity. The record is from RefSeq and is a predicted model, not a curated record. NCBI's taxonomy places the organism in Eukaryota, Metazoa, Chordata, Actinopteri, Cyprinodontiformes, Nothobranchiidae. Gene Ontology annotation, cellular component: cytoplasm.